AUGUUGCCCUCACAUGCACAACGUCGCCAAGUGCAACAGCAAUCGAAUGCCUUCCCUACUCGGCAGUUGUUUGUCCUAGCUUUGUGCCGUAUAUGCGAGCCAAUUGCUUUCAUGUCAAUCUUUCCUUAUGUCUAUUACAUGAUCUCAUCUUUCCACAUCACCAAUGACGAGAAACAAAUUGCUCUAUAUGCUGGCAUGGUCACAUCCGCCUUUGCUUUCGCCGAAUUCUCAACCGGAGUCAUGUGGGGUAGAUUGAGCGACAAGGUUGGACGCAAACCUAUCCUCCUGACGGGACUGGCGGGCACUGGCAUCAGUAUGAUCGUUUUUGGGUUCUCUCCUAACUUGACCACGGCUCUGAUUGCUCGUGCUUUGGGAGGUCUUCUCAACGGGAAUAUUGGUGUCUUGCAAACGACGGUCGCAGAGGUAGUCACUGUCGAAGCACACCAAGCACGUGCAUAUUCGAUCAUGCCAUUCAUCUGGUGCCUUGGGUCAAUCAUUGGCUCUGGCUUAGGAGGCACUCUUGCUGACCCUGUGCGCAACUACCCCGGUUACUUCGAGCACGGUUCGUUGUUUGAGAAAUUCCCGUACCUACUUCCGAACUUGGUUUGCGCAGGAGUCGUCAUCUUCGGAAUGCUGGUAGGCAUCCUUUUCCUCGAGGAGACUCAUGAAGAUCUCAAGGAUCGCAGAGACUAUGGCCUCGACAUCGGUGAUUGGAUUCUGGACUUUUUCCGCCCAAAUCAGCUUCACGAGAAGGCUGGCGAGACGCUAGCUCUGUUCGAAGAUGCUGCGCCUGGCUAUUCCUCGAGCCAAUUAUCUCCAGUCGUUAAUCCAGUCCUGGUUGGAGAGCUGCCAAACGAAGCUCAGCCUGUAUCAUCCCAAUCCACAUGCUCUCGUCGUGAUGACGCGGCUGUCGCAAAGGCUUUCACGUGGCAAGUCUGUCUCAAUAUCGUUGGAUAUGGCAUUCUUGCGUAUCACACGAUAUCUGCUGAGCAAUUACUCCCUGUACUUUUCAGUUUGCCCGAGUCCAAAGAAGCGCCGCAUCUGCCUUUCCAAUUCUCUGGUGGCUUCGCCUUGCCCACCAAGGUCAUUGGCUUCAUCCUCUCCGCCCAAGGCUUCAUCCAGAUGUUUGCCACGCUCUUCGUAUUCCCGUUCGUCAAUCGCAAGAUUGGAAGUCUGGCUACAUUCCGACUCGUCAUUCUCUCGUACCCGAUCCUAUACUUGAUGGUUCCUUAUCUUACGCUCGUUCCGACAGCCCUGCGUAUGCCCUGUAUCUAUUUCGUGCUGGUCUGGAAGGUUACAGCACAAGCCCUCUCUUACCCGUCUCUGGCCAUCAUGUUGGCCAAUGCAGCCCCAUCGAAGAAGGUCCUGGGCACUCUCAAUGGCGUGGCAGCAUCGUCGGCAAGCUUGUGCAGAGCAUUCGGGCCCACACUUUCCGGCUUGGCCCAAUCUUUAGGUCUUUCCGUGGGCGUAUUAGGUCUCCCCUGGUGGGUAAACAGCUUCGUUGCAAUCAUCGGCGCCAUUCUCAGCUUGCGUAUGGUGGAGGAAAAGCGCCGAUACUCGAAAGCAGAGGAGGCCAAUCUGGACUCGGAAGCCCUCCCAUUCCUGGACGCAGACGUACGAGUGAGCUCCGAUGAAGAAUCAUGCCAAUGA
Messenger RNA from Aureobasidium melanogenum CBS 110374, 1650 nucleotides. RefSeq names its product MFS general substrate transporter. Lineage: Eukaryota; Fungi; Ascomycota; Dothideomycetes; Dothideales; Saccotheciaceae. The record is from RefSeq and is a predicted model, not a curated record. The transcript is spliced from 6 exons. Gene Ontology annotation, biological process: transmembrane transport. The coding region runs from base 1 to 1650 and encodes 549 amino acids. Gene Ontology annotation, molecular function: transmembrane transporter activity.